Messenger RNA from Exaiptasia diaphana, 4033 nucleotides. RefSeq names its product anoctamin-7. Gene Ontology annotation, biological process: chloride transmembrane transport. Lineage: Eukaryota; Metazoa; Cnidaria; Anthozoa; Actiniaria; Aiptasiidae. The record is from RefSeq and is a predicted model, not a curated record. Gene Ontology annotation, molecular function: chloride channel activity; protein dimerization activity. Gene Ontology annotation, cellular component: plasma membrane.
UUAACAACAUUGGGAUCGAAUCGAAUCUGGUGCAAUUUCAACGUKAAUUUGAUUCCUUAGGAGUCCUUCUAACGAUAAAAUCACACCUCAAACAAGUAAAAAUCUACAAGAAGCGUUAGAUUCGCUGCUGGAUCGCUUGAUUUAUAGUUCGUGCAGCAUGACUGUGAGCAGCCGUUACAACGUUAUAUUGGGCUGACUAUGACAAUGAUUUCUUAAUAAUGUCUCAAAGACAACAGCGUAGUUUUCUUUACUUUCACCAAGCAGACGACGAAUCAAGUCUCCAUGGAGACAGCAGUCCUACGGAUGGCCAGUUGUUAAAGAUUGAAUUGAGUCUCAAAGCAGGMGGUCUUGGCUUCAAUAUUCAGGGAGGUCGCGACAAACCCGUCAGACAAGGUGAUCCGAGUAUUUACAUCAGUCGGCUAAGGACUGGGGCUACUGCACAAAGAGAUGGUCGUCUACACCCCGGUGAUAGAAUUCUGCAGAUAAACGGAACCGAUACCCGUGACGUCACUCAUGCCGAGGCAUUGAAUUUGUUCCGACAGAAUCAAAAAACUAUAAGUCUACUGGUGGAACCAAACGCUAUAGCGCCGAGUGAGUUGUCGUCAAAAGAAAAAGAGGAUGAAGUCCARCGAAUUGAACUUCGUAAAGACAAGAAAGGUAAAGGCCUUGGGUUCAAUGUAAGAGGAGGCACAGACAACCCAUACGUACCAGAUGACUAUGGUAUCUUCGUUACUAGGAUACGCAAUGAUGGCGCCGCUGCCUUUGAUGGGCGUUUGAAUGUUGGGGAUAAAAUAUUUCGUAUUAGUAUAUGAAGAAACAGAAAAACUUGAACCUCCAGAUUUCAUUACAAAACGAAAGCAAUACAUGGAUAACCUAAAGAAAGCACAACUGGAAUUUGAAGAGGAAAUCACUCAAGACAAAUCAGGAAAGGUUCAUUUCAUCAAGUGUCAUGUACCAUGGGAAGUAAUGCUAUUUUAUGCAGAGGAAUUGAGUUUUAGAGCUCCACUAAAGCUAAGGACUGGUGUCAAAAUCAACUGGUCUGAGAGAAUGAUGAAGAAGAUCCACUUACCAAACAUAUUCAAAGACGACGUCCCUGACACACCUCCAGACUACUUUACAACUCAAUUCCAGGCCGAUAAACUACACAAAUUUCUUAACAGUAACGAUCCUGACAAUUAUUUCACUGACACAGAGAGAACAAGAGUGGCAAGUGAAAUCUUAGAAACAGCUUGUUAUGGUAACAGACAAAGAGGAGAAAUAGGAAUAAGCCGUUUGGUUAACGAUGGGAUCUACACUGCUGCGUAUCCGUUGCAUGUGGGACCGUUUGAAUUACCCAGAGCAUACCAUCAUGGACCACAUGGACCCGAUGAAAUCAAACUAAAUAAGAGACAGGUUCUCAAAGAAUUCUGGGCUCGAUGGGGUAAAUGGUACAAAUAUCAACCUCUUGAUCACAUCAGAUUUUAUUUUGGAGAAAAAAUUGCUAUAUAUUUCGCCUGGCUUGGUCAAUACACCGCAUGGCUUAUCAUGCCUUCUGUUCUUGGUUUAAUUGUAUUUAUUUUUGGUUUUGCGACGAUGGAAUCCGGGAACAACAGACCAGCCAUGGACAUGUGUAAAUUCCCCAAAUGGACAUUCCCUAUGUGUCCUAAUUGUGAGGUCGGUUGUAACGUAUGGGACCUGCACACUGCUUGUUCACGAGCUAAGCAUGCGUACUUAUUCGAUAAUCCGAUGACAGUAGCUUAUGCUAUAUUCGUCUCUUUCUGGGCUGUAUUCUUCCUGGAGUUUUGGAAAAGAAAAGAAGUAACUCUUGGUUUCAACUGGGAUGUAUUAGAAUUCGAAGAAGAAGAGGAGCGCCCUCGUCCUACCUUUGCUGCCUUAGCUCCUACUGUCGAACGUAAUCCCAUCACUGGACUAUUGGAGCCUUACUUUCCACAAGAGAAACGAUCGUUUCGAAUGUAUUCGGGUAUAGCAAUUAUUAUAGGAAUGGUAUCGCUAGUACUUUUAUUCAUGGUCGGUGUCAUUGUCUACAAGUUACUUGUUAUUCAUCCUUUGUACAAAAGUCCUGAGUUCCAGUCCCACGCCAACACGGUGGUGUCGGCCACUGGAGCCAUACUCAAUUUAAUCAUUAUCAUGAUACUGAGCAGAGUGUAUGAGAAGCUGGCCCUUCUCCUCAACCACUGGGAAAUGCAUCGAACUCAAACAGAAUACGAAGACAAUUUAACGCUUAAGGUGUUCAUCUUCCAAUUUGUCAACUUCUAUUCAUCCAUUUUCUACAUUGCUUUCUUCAAGGGAAAGUUUAAGGGGUAUCCUGGAAAUUAUGGUAAAACCUUCGGAUUACGAAACGAAGAGUGUAGCCCCGGCGGGUGUCUGAUAGAGUUAGCUCAACAAUUAGCAGUGAUCAUGAUUGGAAAGCAGGUUAUUGGCAAUGUACAAGAAGUGUUGAUACCAGAGAUAAAACAGUAUUUUAGAAAACGAAAACGAGGCUCAAAAGGAGACGACGACAUCAAACCUCGCUGGGAAGCCGACUACGAAUUGCUGGAAAAUGAAGGCCUCUUUCAGGAAUACCUUGAAAUGGUUAUCCAAUUUGGUUUCAUUACUUUAUUUGUGGCUGCCUUCCCAUUGGCUCCUUUCUUCGCGUUGGCCAAUAACAUUUUUGAAAUAAGAAUAGACGCAGACAAAUUCGUGUGUGAUCUAAGACGAUCUACCGCUGACCGUGCACAGGACAUUGGAGUCUGGUUUACGAUUCUGGAGAGCAUCGCGAAACUUGCGGUUAUAAGCAAUGCGUUCCUGAUUGCCUUCACAUCUGAAUUUUUACCCAAAUUAUUAUACGCGGGGAUCAUUUCUCCUGACCAUUCUUUGCGAGGAUAUUUGAACUUUAGCCUUGCCUGGGCUCCAACAAACACCACUUCGAAACCUUGCAGAUAUAGUGACUUUAGAGAUGGUAAAGGGACUUUAACCUCGUUUUACUGGCAUUUACUCACACUAAAACUGGCUUUUGUUAUUUUAUUUGAGCACUUCGUAUUUGGUGUUUGUACACUUAUUGACGUCAUGGUUCCCGACGUGCCUCAGGGGCUGCAAGAAACCAUUAAGAGAGAGAAAUACCUAGCUACCCAGGCCCUCGCUUCACACCACGGCCUGCUACAAGGCAACGACGAUGACUUCAAUGAUGACACAUUAGUUAAUAUUGCAUAAUAAUAAUAUUGCAUUUAACCUUUCAAAGUGGACGGUUAACGCAGGUUGACCGCUGAAUAGAGGUUGAACAGAGAAAUGGGUGACCUUGUAAUAAGAGACACAUGUAAAGUACGAGUUGUACAAGAUGCACAUGGAAAAAUGCUAAUACUGAAUGGCAUAAAAUUCAACUUUCUCUGAUUAUAGGUGAUUUGUAUAGUAUGGCUUCAUUAACUACAACUACCAGAAUGCUUUGCCCACUUUCUUUUGUUAUGCAAUUAGUGCCAAUAGGCAAUGUGCAGCGACGCCAUUUUGUGCAGCAAAGCAUGAUGGUAGUUGUAGUUCUCUUAUUUUUUUUUAUGUCUGCUAAACAAAUCCUCUUAACCAGUAUUUUUUUUUCUUUUCCUAAGCGAAAAUAGAAGUAUUUAUACCAUUUAUAAAAAGAAAAUGUAAAAACGGCUUUAAGGAGAUAUUUUAGGGCUAUGAAAAGUGCGAGGACUCAUACAACUACCAUCAUGCUGCUUUGCUGUACAAAAUGGAGUCACUGGACAUAGCAUUGUUUACUAAUCUCCAAAGGAAUUAAAAAUCUACACAAGACUUUCUGGUAUUUAAAGUAACGCCAUGGAUGGCCUGUUAUAAGCUUUAAUAUUCCAAUGUUAGUUUUAAAACACCAAUGAAAUGCGAUUUCCCAAAGCUGAAUAGCUAUAAUAACUAAAUGAUGGUUGUAGAUGUAAAAUAUGUUCAUUUUUUUUAAUAACAUCUAAAAAUGGCUUUAAUGGCCGUGUAGCCUAAUGACCUUAUAUGUAUUUUGACGAAGUGCAUCAUGGUAAUGAUUAAAGUAUCAAUAAAAAUUAAUGGGGGUAAAGCU